AUGGACAAGGAUCAUGCCUUAGAAGAAAUGAUGGGGAAGCUAGGUGAUUUCGGACGGUACCAAUGUUUCCAGUUCAUCCUUCACGUCCUCGGCGCCAUGACAGCUGGCAUGCAUAUGCUCUCCCUUGUGACGGUUGCUGCAGUACCUGAUCAUAGAUGUUUCCUGCCAGGAGUGGAUAAUACAAGUCAUACGGAACCAUGGAACUCGUCACUUGUGUUAGCCGCCAUUCCUAUAAAUGAGCACGGCAAGUUAGAUAAUUGUAGAAAGUAUGGUGUUAAUAAUGAUACCCUGGUGGAUUGUCAACAGUGGGUCUACGACACACGCUACUACAGCUCCUCCCGGGCUAUAGAGUGGGAUUUCGUGUGUGAUCGUCGUUGGAUGGGCGCUGCUGCCCAGACAGCUUACAUGCUCGGUGUUGUUUGUGGCUCUUUACUAUUCGGGCGCUUAUCUGACAAGUUAGGAAGAAGGAAAGCCUUCCUUUGGUCUGGCAUUUUGCAGCUUCUCUUAGGUACAUCUGUUGCCUUUACUGCGGAUUACUACAGCUUCAUGGCUCUUCGAUUUCUUUAUGGUAUCUUCGGAUCAGGUUCAUAUAUAGCUGGGUUUGUGUUAACAAUGGAAAUAGCCGGGCCGAGUAAGCGUACAAUAUGUGGUGUUGCGUUUCAAAUUAUGUUUGCCGUUGGAAUAAUGUUGUUGCCCGCUUGGGGAUACUUUGUUGAUAAUAGAUUCUAUUUGCAAAUAAUUUAUGCAUUACAUGCAGUCGUAUUGCUUCCUCACUGGUUUCUUAUGGAUGAAUCCCCCAGGUGGCUGUGGUCACAAGGUCGCGCUCGUGAGUCUGUAGCUAUAAUAGAGAAGGCCUUGAAAUUCAAUGGAUCCUCCGAAGUUAUUGAUACUCCCUCUUUAGUUUCGCACUGUAAAGCAACUUGCGCAAAAUAUACUGAUGAACACUCAGCAGCAACUACAGAUCUUUUCAAAACUCCAAAAAUGCUUAAGAAAACUUUAAUCAUUUGCGGUUGCUGGUUUGUUAAUGCCGUAGUAUACUAUGGUCUCUCUCUUAACACUGGCAAACUAAACGGCAACCCUUACUUUCUUAUGUUUUUAAUGGGAGUAGUUGAAUUGCCAGCUUAUGUUAUAAUCGUUUACUUUUUGGAUCGCGUCGGUCAUAGAGCGCUUAUUAGUACCAUGAUGGUGCUUGGUGGCAUCGCUUGUUUAGUAAUUGUUGCUCUACCCCACGGUUCUACACCAACGACCGUGUUUGUGAUGAUAGGUAAACUCUUCAUAUCUGGUUCUUAUUCAAUUAUAUACAAGUAUUCUGCGGAACUGUUCCCAACUGUUGUGCGAAGUUCUGGGGUUGGACUGGGAAGUAUGUGUGCCAGUGUUUCAGGCGCUUUCACACCUCUUAUAAAUUUGCUUGAUACUUUAAAUCCAAAGAUACCUACGAUUCUUUUCGGGUUUCUGGCUUUGUUAUCUGGAUUUUCGACCUUUUUCUUACCUGAAACUUUAGGCAGAAGCCUACCUCAGUCAUUAGAAGACGGCGAAAGGUUUGGUGUUGGUGACACAUGCUUCACGAAUUGCAGCGGUCGGCGGAUGAGUACAGAAUCUGUCGAGCUUCCUGAAACGAUGGUGCCUCUCGACAACAUGGAAAAGAAAUAA
Messenger RNA from Arctia plantaginis, 1650 nucleotides. The record is from the annotation of a GenBank genome assembly. NCBI's taxonomy places the organism in Eukaryota, Metazoa, Arthropoda, Insecta, Lepidoptera, Erebidae.